AUGACAUCACGGAGGAACACGAUCGUCUUCUUCUGCUGCUCUACAUCCUCAGCUUCUUCAUUACAAUCUUUGUAUCCACAACAAGGUCAAGCGUUUCAAGCUCCGAAUGUGGAGGAACCACAUGUAGAACCCUCUUCUUCUUCAUCAACCUCUCAAUUAUUACUUCAACAUGUACCAAUGAUUUCAAAUCCUUCUCAAAACAAAUUAACCAAUCAGGAACAACUCAGUGGACAAUUCAAAAGGAAUAAUCAGCUCGUACAUACAUGUGGGGAAGCAACAAACUCAUCACGGACGUCUACAACGCCAAGUCAGCACCAUCAGGCUCGGUUGCCAGUGACUCUUCAAGACAUGUCGAAAUAUUUUAAAGCAUCACAAAUGAUUGCAGCACGCAUGCUUGGCGUGAGUGUUUCAACCUUGAAAAGGAGAUAUAAGGAUGUUAGUAAAGGGGAAAGAUGGCCUUAUUCAAAAAUGUCAACUAAUGAAAAAAAGAGGUCUUUGUGGUUUUACAUCAAUGAUGAAGAUGAAGACGAAAAAGCAUUGUCACAAGAAUGUCUUCUCGUUCUUCAAAAAGCUUUCAAAAAUUGCACCCACUCAACCAAAUACUACUUUUCUGAUUUGUCAUUUCCCACCAACAAGAAAAACAAGUCUUCCAUCACCAUUGUGAAAUAUACUCCUCCAAACAGCACUCAAUAA
Naegleria lovaniensis is the source of this 693-nucleotide messenger RNA. RefSeq lists its product as uncharacterized. The transcript has 4 exons. The coding region runs from base 1 to 693 and encodes 230 amino acids. The record is from RefSeq and is a predicted model, not a curated record. Lineage: Eukaryota; Heterolobosea; Eutetramitea; Acrasida; Naegleriidae.